Molecule: messenger RNA, 912 nt
Organism: Penaeus vannamei (Pacific white shrimp)
Lineage: Eukaryota; Metazoa; Arthropoda; Malacostraca; Decapoda; Penaeidae
Source: RefSeq, a predicted model, not a curated record
AUGCAUACUCAUGGUCCCACCAAGUCAGAGGGUAAUCUGACCCCUCCCCCCGGGUUUGAGGGGGCCAACCAGGGGGCUUCCCUGGUGCUUCCUCGGGCAGCUAGCCCGGGCUCUAGUCCCCGGAGUGAAAGGGGACCCCUGGCCCAGGGUAAUGCGACCCCCUCCCAGGGUACCGGGACCUCAGCCCAAGGAUAUGGGCCCCCCGGCAGCAUGGGUCAGAGCUGCCUCCCCGCCCACGAGAAUGGGCACCCCCAUGGCAGCCAGGGUCAAGGCUGCCCCCGGCCCAGGACUGGUCACCACCUAAGAGAUCAGUCACAACGCCCCUACCUCCACCCCAAACCCUCCUCCACACCCUCCAUACCCAUACCCGCGACCAGCAAUCCUCCCCUCCCAAUACCCUCCCCUCUCUCCCUGCCCGCGGCCAGCCAGCUCCCUCGCGCCCUUGCUGACUCGCCGGCCGCCAACUCUGCUGAGCCAUCGACGUGCCCCUCGCCGGCGCUCCUAGCCAGCAGACCCCCGCCCCUACAGACGCCCCCGCCUCCCCAAAGUCAACUAAGAGCCCUCCUGCCGAGUAACAAUCAAAGAGAACAUCUCGACCCCAACCGCCACUGGGAGGAAACAGCUCAGCAGCAGGUGCAAGGGGCUACCGCCCAACCCGCUGCCCCCCCUCCUCCAGCAGCACCACCAGUCAUCAUUAACAACUAUGCCGAACGAGCAAAAUCCACACAAAUUGAUGAAGACGGUUACACCAAGGUCAAGUCAAGAAAUCAGAGAAAAAGAGACAGAGAACACCAAACACCAAAGCCGUUAAAGGGAGCAGAUCGUCCUGACACAGUCUACCUUUUACAUCACCAGUUGUCACCCAGACACAAACGAAGAGGAUAUAGAAGAACAUCUAUCCGAAAAGUUUGA